UUUUUUGCUUAUUGCGUUGCAGAGUAAGAAAUGACGGAAGCGUGCGACGCAGUGUUGGUAACUCGCGGCGACAUCUGUGUUCCCGCUAGUGCGGAAUCCGUCUGCGCUCUUCUCUCGCGUGCCGCGCCGCCGUUAGAGGACGCUCGCGUCCGUCUCAGCGUCACCCGAGCCGCACUCACUGUCUCCCCCAGGACGGAUGAAGGCUUCGAAUCAGACCCAGACUCCCUGGGCGACGAAAAAACCCCUCAGGCGUCGCCCUCAGACACCAGCAGCGCCAACAGCUCCGGCUCGGACACUGAACCGGAACCAUUGGCAACUCUCACCUCCGCUUUUGCCAACGGAUCCCUCUUGGCUGUGGUUAAAGAUCACAAAGAAUGUCUGAUUUUCGACUGUCACUUGCCGCAUCAUGCCAACGCCCUUCUACAGGCCUUCGGGGACAUGAAGCCCAAACAGUCUUUCAAUAACAACAUUCAUGACGACGAGGGCUCCCAUCAGUUGUUUCCCCAAACCCAAAUUAAACCCGCACUCACGAAGAGCGCUAGCCUUGAUCCGGGAAGUUCCGAGCCUUCGCAGGACACCCGAGACUCUGGAAAAACACUCUGUGUUCCUUCCGUACCAUAUGCCCUGUUCCAGGAUGGCCUCAAGUUGUCCCUCAGUGGGAAACUAAUCAAAGAACCCCCGUUAUCACUCCAGAAAACCCCCGAGCAUUCACAGCACGACAACCAGCAAUCCUUAGAAAAAAGGCUCUGCAUUGCUCCCACACCGAACAACACCUCGUUCCACAGUCCCCUCAAACUGUUCCUCACUGGUAAGCGUCCCACGGACAAGACCACCCCUGCGCCCCAGCGCAUAUUCGGCAGUCAAAUGUCUUUUGAAACUCUCACCGGAACCCAAGGCUCAAUCAAGAAACUUUCAGCUAGUUCUACAAUAGCCAAGAACACUGGGAUACACGAUAACCUCCGUCACUCAUUUCUCCCUGGGAGACACACCAUAGACAAGAUGUCGUCUUUGCAGAAAGGCUCGAAUGAUCGCCACAGUCUGAAAGAAUCUCUCCAGAGGAAAGACGUUGUCGUCAAAAAUAGCAGUGUCCCUACUGGGAUGCAACCCGAGCAAAAAUCGUCAGUUUUCCAGCAGAAGACUGUGCCAGGUUCACAAGCUCAAAAAGACGUCAUUCCGACGAGCAAUUCCGCAACGAAGGAGAACACUUUGACGCAUUCCCGCACAGCGUCCAAAAACGCCUUCCCGGACGGCAAUGGGUCGUCAUUCCACGCUGUGAACAAAACUUCGUCAAGCACCAAAAAUAACUCAUCGCGGACGAGUGACCAGCAGACGCUUGCGUCACAGGCGACCUCUGGCGGAGACGAGCCACGUCAGGCUCUCGAUACCAAUAAAGCAUUUGAGAAAUCAGAAAGUGGCAAUAGUCUAGAAAACGAGAGUUUCGAAGACGACUCGUCGUCUUUCUUGAGGCCUACGCAGUCUCUGCGGCAAAUGAAACUCGACGGUCGGAGCGUGUGUGUGAGCGUCAACAAUGUGAUUAUCGAGAAGCGGAAACCCUGGAGUCUGUUGCAGCACACUGACGAAAACGGAGUCACUCACAUUGAGAUAGAAAACGGAGUCACUCAUCGGAGCUUGUGUGACAUCCUGUUGCCCGAUGCUGGGGAGCACAGCAGCAUCGUGAGCAUCAGUGCACCUGACCCACCUGAAACGUACAGGAGCCUGGACUCCAUCAUACUCCCGAAAAGCGGUAUGAGUAAGCCCAGGCAAAGGAAGCCUGCUUUAUUCAUAAAGGCUCCGAAAACUCCCACUGGAAUCACCAGCAGCAGCGACGCGGAAGCCCUGGUCCCUAGCAGAAGUUUCUGGGACUCGAACCCACCCGGGGUCAAGCACCACCCCAGCAAAGCCGCCACUUUCGUGGUGCCCACCAAGAGCGGCGCGGAGCCCNAAAUCUCCGCAUCAGUACGUUCACAAGGAAUCACCAGCAGCAGCAGCGACGCGGAAGCCCUGGUCCCUAGCAGAAGUUUCUGGGACUCGAACCCACCCGGGGUCAAGCACCACCCCAGCAAAGCCGCCACUUUCGUGGUGCCCACCAAGAGCGGCGCGGAGCCCAGAAAGGUGCUGUACCCCAAGGAGCCUCACGUGGUGCCGAAGCCCAGGACGGAGUUCUACCCGCAAAACUGCUUCUUCUUCUCCACCAAGCAGUCCGUGGUCUUCGCACAGGUGGUACCACCGCCGGAACCCCGGCGGAGUCGCAGCAAGAGCCCAGCUCGGGCACCACAAGUACCCUGGCCCCACAAGGUGCUGCGGGAAUUCAGCGAAGCCAUGCGGAAGCGGAGAAUCAAGGACGAUUUCGCGGAACGCAUGAAGAGCUUUACCAGGGGUGACUCGGGUCCUGCCAAACCGGCCAUCAGGAAAAGCUGCAGGGGCACCAAGACCCGGGGUUCCGGGCGCAGAGUCACCUUCAACUCCUACGCCACUGUGAGGCUCCUGGAAACCUGAAUCCCACGCAGUCAAUGAUGGUGUUUGACUUGAUCUUUCUGAUGAUGCUGAGCUUCUGAUGAUGGCGCUUCAGCUAGUUUUUUUUUUUUUU
Messenger RNA from Notodromas monacha, 2587 nucleotides. The record is from the annotation of a GenBank genome assembly. Lineage: Eukaryota; Metazoa; Arthropoda; Ostracoda; Podocopida; Cyprididae.